Molecule: messenger RNA, 969 nt
Organism: Vicia faba (fava bean)
Lineage: Eukaryota; Viridiplantae; Streptophyta; Magnoliopsida; Fabales; Fabaceae
Source: the annotation of a GenBank genome assembly
AUGGUGCUGUCUCAUGGGAAUACACACUCCCACACUGCAAAGAUGGAACAGAUAAUCACUGAAUUUUUCGCAAAAUGUCUUCAUAUAAUACUUGAAUCGGGGGUACUUCAUGGGUCUUCGCGUAAUUCUUAUGGUGAUGGUGAGAAAUCGGAUUUAUCACCGUGUUCGUCUUCUUUGCCUUUACCGAGUGUGAGACAGAGGGAUAAAUGGUUCAAUUUGGCACCACGGGAGUGUCCUGCAGCGUUGGUGAACUUUAACAAUCUUGAAUGCCUUAUCAUUGAUGUGAUUUUGGUUCACAGGUCUCUAGAUUUGGACCCCAUGGCCCCAAAAAGGGUUCUUCCUAAGAUUUCUUCACUGAAAGAAAGAUAUCCACUUUGCUACCAUGGAGAAGAAUUAGGGGUUGAGGCAAAAAGUGAAAAGAUUGUGGAGAUAUGGGUUGUGCAGUAUGAGAAUAGGAAAAUAAAUUAUUCUAAUUCUAGAACUAGGAGGUCGAGCAAUUUUUCGUUGCAAAACUUGUAUAAUAAAUUAACUGAUAUCUUGAGAUCUUUAUAUGCCAAAGUUAGACUUUUACCUGCCUAUAAAAUUUUCAAUGAUCUUAGUUUGUCUGAAAAGAUUCGUCCCUUUACCCUUGCUCAUCGCGUGUCUUCUUUUGUUGAGCCGUUCACACUAAAAGAGGAGUCUGAAAUGAUGAAAUAUAGGUUUACUCCUGUAGAUACUUCUUCUGGCAGGCUCUGCCUUAAAGUGAUAUAUUGCCCCUCAGCCUCGAAUUUGAUCGGUAAUAGAUUACAUUCUCUAUUCCCACCAGUUAUUCCUGACUAUGUUGGAAGCCCAUUGGCAGAUCCAUUGAGGAAGUUCUCAUCACUUUCGCCAAGACGACAUAGUUCUAAUUUCGAUGAUUGUAAAGCCUCGUCUACUUCCAUCACUGAUUCAUAUUUUCCUAUAUAUUCAAAAUCACACAUCAGUGUCUAA